CCGAUGACGUGAAGCGGAGCGCACGCAGCAAACUCUUUAAACCCGCCUGUUGUCCAGCAGCGCGCGCACACCGCUCCCUUUACAAAAGCCCCCUGGACAAAAUGUUUAUCUGCCUCAAACGCAACAUUUGCCUCGGUUGAAACCGCCAUGUAGUCUGCCGCGCCGAGGCUCUGGGAGAUUGUGUAUUUCUCUGGAUCUUUGCGGUUCGGGAGCAGCGGUGCGCGGCUUGCUGGUCCGGUGUGUCUGCUGUGCGGGAUCCGGUGACCGCCGGGCUGGACAGGCCACUAUGCUCGGGCCGUGGGCUGCGCUCUGGAUCGCAGCUGUGCUCCUGUGCGGGGCGGUGGCACAGUACUCCAGCGACCAGUGUAGCUGGCGGGGAAGUGGUCUGAGCCAUGAGUCUCAUCGCAGAGAUGUGGAGCAGGUCUACCUACGUUGCUCUCAGGGCUCUCUGGAGUGGCUCUACCCAACAGGAGCCAUUAUUGUCAACCUGCGACCAAACACAGAGCCCUCAUCAGGACACAUGGCAGGUCUCCAUGUGUGCAUCAAACCGUACACGUACUCCCAGGGUUCUCAUGUUUAUCUGGAGCGUGCCGGGGAUCUGACACUGCUGCUCCCGGAGAAGGACCACGCUGAGGGCACAGUGCACUGUUUCAGUCUGCCAGAGGGAGCUCUCUUUGUGGAGGCUGUCCCUCAGACAGACAUCAGCCGGAGGAUCACAGCUUUCCAGUACGAGCUGGUGCCCAGUCAGGGCCCCGGUGCACACAUGUACCCGUACCUGCACCCUGGUUUAGUCACCUGUAAACCCUGUUCAGAUGAAGAGAUCCUCAUGGCUGUUUGUACCAGUGACUUUGCUGGCAGUGGUAUCUUUCAAGGUGUGGCAUCAGAUACUCACACCCCCUCCCCUGUUGCGGUGACUCUGACUCGACUGUUUCGUCAGAAGGGCAGGAUGUUUGUUUGGCGUGGAUCCAGACGGCGACGAUGGACUGGACGCAUCAAUGUUCCUGCACAGUGUGGUGUGCGGCCCGGAGGGGAUGAGUACCUUUUGACUGGCUCUGUUCAUUUUGGUGAAGCCUGGCUUGGCUGUGCUCCUCGCUACAAGGACUUCCUGAAGCUGUACAUCAGAGCACAGAAAGCAGGAACAAACCUCUGUCAUAUAGAUGUAGUCUGAGAGAUCUGUCUAUGGUUCUGGGUAUAACAGAAGGAUGUCAGAAAAGUCAGUGAGAAAGACACAGAGAGGCAAACGGAGUUACUGCCCUCUGGCCACACACUGAAGGCUGCAGGCUGUGGGCUCUUUUCAGUGCUGUGCUGUUCAGUUGGACACUUGGAACAUUUUAGUAGCCGCUGUGCUGCCUGCAAUGUCCCCAUUUGACUUGUAUGCCGUGUGUGUAAAUGUAUUUUUGCAUGAAUGAGACAGCAAAUGAGUGAUUGUUGAGCUUAAAUUAAUUUAGUGUCAAAUUGGUUAAUGUUUUUAUUCUCAUGAUGAUGCAGCUUGUGUGAUCAUUCUUGAAAUGAAAGUUUGCUUUGCAAAAAGCUUUCUGUAAAAUUUAGGAGUCUUCUGAGAGAAGUGAACAGUAUGCAGCUCUGUGAGUCUUUAUGUAUGGUGUGUGUGUGUGUUUUGCUAUUAUGUUCAAAGGUUCUAUAUAUUUACAGAAAAUAAAAGGUCAUCCUGUU
This is a messenger RNA of Scatophagus argus, 1671 nucleotides long. It is a transcript of the gene metrnlb, whose product is annotated as meteorin like, glial cell differentiation regulator b. Bases 287 to 1168 code for a protein of 293 amino acids. NCBI's taxonomy places the organism in Eukaryota, Metazoa, Chordata, Actinopteri, Scatophagidae. Gene Ontology annotation, biological process: positive regulation of brown fat cell differentiation; energy homeostasis. The record is from RefSeq and is a predicted model, not a curated record. The transcript has 5 exons. Gene Ontology annotation, molecular function: hormone activity.